AUGUCCUUGUCAGGCCAUAGUCUUACCGGAGGGGCUCCCCAUCAAGUACCUCCACCAAGAACUCAGGGGGCAGCUACGGGUGGCGGGCAACUUUCUGCAACUGCGAACCAAUUUGUAGAUAAGAUAGAUCCGUUCAGUAAGCGUGGUACUAGCCGGAGAAGAAGGGUUAUUAACAGCAGUCGUUAUCAUCCUGACAAUGAGCCUGAGCUUGUUGAGUUGGGGAAGAUUAAAGACACUCCCCUCGUUGAGCAACCCAACCUUGUUGUGCAAAAAUUGAUACAGUGUCAGAAAAUUUUUGAUUUUUAUGACCCCGUAUCUCAGCUUAAGAGCAAGGAGAUUAAAAGAGCUGCUUUAAAUGAACUCAUUGAUCAUAUUACUACCACAAAGGGUGCUAUUGUCGAGAGUAUAUACCCAGAGGUGAUCAAGAUGGUGUCUAAAAAUAUUUUCCGUGUGCUGCCUCCAUCUGAUAUUUCUGAAUUCGAUCCCGAGGAAGACGAGCCUACUUUGGAAGUCUCAUGGCCUCACCUUCAGUUGAUUUAUGAACUGUUUCUCCGUUUCCUCGAGUCUCCUGAUUUUCAAGCUUCAAUAGGAAAACGAUUUAUUGACCAGAGAUUUGUGUUAAAUCUUCUCGAUCUUUUCGAUUCUGAAGAUCCUCGUGAACGCGAUUUCUUGAAGACCGUUCUUCAUAGAAUUUAUGGAAAAUUCCUUGGGCUCCGUGCUUUCAUUCGAAAACAAAUUAAUAACAUAUUCUUGACGUUUGUUUAUGAGACAGAUUCUUUCAAUGGAGUUGGAGAAUUACUUGAAAUUCUCGGAAGUAUCAUCAAUGGUUUCGCUCUACCUCUCAAGCAAGAACACAAGAUAUUCCUAGUCAAAGUCUUGCUCCCCCUUCAUAAGCCUAAGUGCUUAUCUCUGUACCAUGCUCAGUUGGCGUAUUGUGUUGUUCAAUUCAUAGAGAAGGAUUCAUCUUUGACACCUCAAGUCUUCGAAUCCCUACUUGGAUUCUGGCCUAGAACUUGCUCAAGCAAGGAAGUUAUGUUCCUUGGAGAAGUAGAAGAAAUUCUGGAUAUUAUCGAACCCGAACAAUUCAAAAAGAUUAUUGAUCCCUUAUUCCGACAACUAGCAAAAUGUGUAAGCAGUCCUCACUUCCAGGUUGCCGAAAGAGCCCUUUAUUUCUGGAACAAUGAAUAUAUCCUUUCCCUUAUCGAAGAUACUAGCACACAGGUUAUGCCUAUUAUGUUCCCUGCUCUGUAUCGCAUUUCGAAAGAACAUUGGAAUCAAACUAUUGUUGCUCUGGUUUAUAAUGUCCUGAAAACUUUCAUGGAGAUGAACGGAAAACUUUUCGAUGAAUUAACAGGAACUUAUAAGAUUGAAAGGCAGAGAGAACGGAAACGCGAGAAAGAUAGAGAGGAUUUAUGGAAGCGUUUGGACCAAUUAAACUUCGAUGCCAACAAUCCACCUGAGCAACCACCUAAGAUCUUUCCAAAUACUCCACUGACCUCUUUCAUCAAGCCCAAGUCUGAAAGUGCAGCAGCUGCUCUCAAGGAAGGUGAGAAAUCUCCGGCAGCAAGUAAGAAAGCUAGUACUGGAAGCACGGGAACAGGCGGAACAAGUCCCUCUGCUAAAAAAUAG
Auanema sp. JU1783 is the source of this 1629-nucleotide messenger RNA. The record is from the annotation of a GenBank genome assembly. NCBI's taxonomy places the organism in Eukaryota, Metazoa, Nematoda, Chromadorea, Rhabditida, Rhabditidae.